UCGUCAUUGGUUGUAGAAAAUUUCGAGGUGUACAUACAAUUUGCAUUAAUUACGCAUUUGAAUACGCGCAUUUUGAACACACAAUUAAUGCAGUUUAGAAGCCAAUGCAGUAAAAUGCGCAUUAAACGCACGUUAUAUGCGCAUUGGCGCUCCUUGGGAAGCUAAAGCUUUUAAAAGUGGUAGUGUACAGUUUUUUGUUUAUUCGUCACAUGACAAUGUUCUAUUCCGCUCUUGUUUCUUAAAACUUUUUAAUGCGGUAAUUUGAAUUGCCAUUCGCCAUCGUUCGAGCGUUUUCGUAGAUCCUCGGCUAGUGGUAAUUUUUACCGUUAGACAUUUUCGACUUUAACAUUGUACUUCGUGAUCUCCUGGCAAUAGCAUGAAUCAUGUUCAGCAAUCAGUAAAGUGACUACAAAAGUGAUAUGAGUUUUAUUAUUACUCAUUAACUUGGAUAAGUCUGUGGAAGUAAAUAGGUGCUACAAGCUUAAAUAGUAUCUCUCGUGUGAGUUUUUUCACACAAAAAUAUUUACAUAAGAACUUGCAACACUUAUCAGGAUCUUCGCUGAAGAGACUGGCAUAGUCGCAUCUUCUGAUACUAUUACACCAGCUUGCUGUAAAACUAAACCGUUAUUUGUAAAAGAUGGAUCCAGAGAGCUUCACGGAUAGCGCAAAAGAGAUGGCGGAGUAUAUAGCAAACUACUUGGAAAAUAUUAGAGACAGGAGAGUCUUGCCUACGGUGAAGCCGGGAUACCUGCGACCACUCUUGCCAUCCGAAGCACCCCGAACCCCUGAACAAUGGAAGGAUGUAAUGGCCGAUAUCGAGAGAGUAAUAAUGCCAGGCGUUACUCAUUGGCACAGUCCAAAAUUCCAUGCAUACUUUGCUUGUGCUCAAUCGUAUCCCUCGAUUCUAGCCGAUAUGUUAAGCGGAGGUAUUGCGUGUAUUGGAUUCACGUGGAUCGCGAGUCCAGCUUGCACUGAACUAGAAAUGAUCGUAGUAGAUUGGCUGGGAAAAAUGUUGGGCCUGCCCAAAGAAUUUAUUUUCUGCAGCGGUGGGAAAGGCGGUGGUGUCAUACAAGGCAGUGCUAGCGAGUCGACUUUGCUAGCGUUAUUAGGCGCCAAGGUUAAAAAGAUAAAGAAAGUUAAAGAACAACAUCCUGAUUGGACGGACAGCGAGAUUGUCGGUAAACUAGUCGCAUAUUCUUCUUGUGAGUAUUACUGCGAAUAUUUUACUACUUAAUCUAGCACGUAGAAAUUUACAAGACGUCUAUAAAAUCAAAACAAAAACGAAAUUCAUAGCAUGUUCAAGUGUCUAGCAAAUAA
Molecule: messenger RNA, 1317 nt
Organism: Vollenhovia emeryi
Lineage: Eukaryota; Metazoa; Arthropoda; Insecta; Hymenoptera; Formicidae
Product: aromatic-L-amino-acid decarboxylase-like
Exons: 6
Coding region: 638-1234 (198 amino acids)
Biological process (GO): catecholamine metabolic process; amino acid metabolic process; serotonin biosynthetic process
Molecular function (GO): aromatic-L-amino-acid decarboxylase activity; pyridoxal phosphate binding
Source: RefSeq, a predicted model, not a curated record